AUGGCUGCUGCGAAUAUUGUUCGUAGUGCAUUUAAUGGAUUAUUACGAAAAUCCACAUCUUACAGAAUUCCGGUUGUAUGCCGGUUAUCUACUGUAGCUACGGUACAAAAAUUUUAUGCGGUUAAAGCCAUUGCUAAGUUAAGCUACCAAGUUCAAAAUGGGGUGUAUGCACAGAGCACACGACAGUACUCGUCCGGCGCGCAAUCUAAACCCUCACCGCAGCAAAUUGAAGAAAGAGUGAUGAAAGUGUGCAGGACUUACGACAAACUGAGUGGUACUAAGCUAUCUGUAGAUUCCCAUUUCAUGAAUGAUUUGGGGCUUGAUUCUCUUGAUCAUGUUGAGGUCAUUAUGGCAAUGGAAGAUGAAUUUGGUUUCGAAAUUCCUGACAGUGACGCAGAGAGGCUUGUAAGGCCAAAAGAUAUCAUACAAUAUGUGGCAGACAAAGAAGAUAUUUAUGAAUAG
Parnassius mnemosyne (clouded apollo) is the source of this 462-nucleotide messenger RNA. NCBI's taxonomy places the organism in Eukaryota, Metazoa, Arthropoda, Insecta, Lepidoptera, Papilionidae. The record is from the annotation of a GenBank genome assembly.